Messenger RNA from Hyla sarda, 2727 nucleotides. Its product is annotated as START domain-containing protein 10-like. The record is from RefSeq and is a predicted model, not a curated record. Gene Ontology annotation, molecular function: lipid binding. The coding region runs from base 788 to 1591 and encodes 267 amino acids. Lineage: Eukaryota; Metazoa; Chordata; Amphibia; Anura; Hylidae. The transcript is spliced from 6 exons.
UGGACAAUGCACUGCCCUGGGCAACGCUACAGAUCUUUUCACCUUUUUUUUACGGAUCAAGUCUUUUCCGAAGACUUUAAGAGGCUCUCUGCUCCUUCCUAAAUAUUUGGCUGAGACUCAAUCUCUUUCCUCUGCAGCGUUAGUGCAGUACAAGGCUGCUUUGGAGACUGCUGCAUUGCUCAUGUCUCAUCCGUCUUUAGUUAUAUCUCUUUUUUCUAUAUCUUAGUUAUAUCUAUACCUAGACCUAUCUUUUCAGGAUAGUUUGAUGGACUCAACGCCGGAGCUGAAACCGUAACGGCUGCAAAGUCCAACAGAUGGAGAUUAGGCAUACAGAAAGGGGUGGAUGCCAAGGAAUGAAGAGGAGGGAGUGGAUGCAAUGGGCUGGGUGAGGAAUCCAAGACACCUGUAUGAUGUUACCUGCUAAAUAAUAUAGGACUAGGAGAGGCGGGCGUAGAGGAAACCAGAGACAAGUAGCAGAGCUUAUUGGAAUACAAGCCUGGAGGGGGGCAGUUCUGGGAUCACUGAGCCUUGGAGAAGACGUAAAGGUUAACUGUAGCCAUAUAUCGGAGUAAGCGGCGACUUUAUACACCGAAACGAAUGUAACGGAAGCAGGGAAUAUGGGAAUACUGAGAAGUAUCCACUGCGAGGCAUAACGCAAGACCGUUCACUACUCGGCCACGACUCGAAGGAAACAGCGAAGAUACAUGUAACGUCGGUAAUAAUUGAAUGUGCAGUGAACCGAGAGCUCAGCGCAAACCCGCCGCCUGAACAGCUGGAAAAAAAAAAAAUGGUGCAUAUUCCGGACGAUGCAGAUUUUAACUCCUUCCGGGAACAGUGCGAGAGUCCCGAAGGCUGGCAGUGCCAAUACAACAAGGGGGGAGUGACUGUAUGGAGCCAGGAGCAAGACACCAGUAAGGCGGUAAAGAAACUCAAGAUGCGUAUAAUCUGCAAAGACGUCUCGGCAGAGGUUCUCUAUGAUGUGCUCCAUGACACCAGCUACCGCAAAAAGUGGGAUUCUAACAUGAUCGACACCUACGACAUUGGAAGGCUCACAGUCAAUGCUGAUGUGGGGUACUACUCAUGGAGGUGUCCAAGUCCAUUAAAGAACAGAGAUUUUGUGACCCUGAGGUCCUGGCUGCCACUUGGCAAUGACUACAUGAUAAUCAAUUACUCUGUAAAACACCCGAAACAUCCUCCUCGAAAAGACUUUGUCCGAGCAGUUUCCUUGCAGACUGGAUACCUGGUUAAAACCAAUGGAGAGAAAAGCUGUGUCCUCUACUACCUUACACAGGUUGACCCAAAAGGAUCAUUACCAAAGUGGGUUGUGAAUAAAGUUUCACAGUUUGUGGCUCCAAAGGCAAUGAAAAAGAUCUACAAGGCCGGUUUGAAGUAUCCGGAAUGGAAGAGAAAGCACGACCCUCACUACAAGCCAUGGGUUUAUCCAGAACAGAACACUCUGCCGGCCGUUAAUCUGGAAGAACUGUCGAUCCAGCGGGCGGACGAGCUGGAGAACAUAGACGAGAGUGGAGUGUCUGAGGAGCGGAUGCAGCACAUCAGCGAUGAUGAAGAUGGCCUCUCCAAGGAUUCUUAGGCACUUUUACUAUUGAUUGAUAUUUGGAUGGUUUUCUAAUCCUUGUGUUCACCUACCACUUAUAGUUCGGUACUUACGAUUAACCCUUGAUGAUUUCCGGGUCCUGCUCUAACAUUUUCAUUCGCUUUUUCAAUCUAUCUUUAAAUAUUUUUACUAAAAGACUUUAAAGGUAAACCCAUCUUCUAUUCCCAAUUUGGAGAUCAUAUGACAUAUUUAUGAAAGAGUAGGCCUUGAUAUACCUAAAUAGAAAAACUAAAAGAACAGAGCGCUCCCCCAGUGUGGUAUCUUCCAAGUGCAAUAACAAUCCAAGCUCCGCCCAAUGAAUAUAAUGGACACUGCCUGCAAUUUGCAGGACUGGGAUAAUAAGGUUUUUAUUUUUAACAUAUGACUGGUUUCUAGCCCAAAUCGUCCACUUCAUCGGCCUAGAAAUGUGUUGUAUGUUAAAAAUAAAAAGCAUCCCUUAUAUCAUCACAGUCCUCUAAAUUGCUGGGAGCACCUGUUAUUUUCCUUUAGAGAAGUGUGGAGGACCUGGACUAAUUUGUAUAUGUUUUCCCAUAUAGGCGAGUUAGUGCCCCCUAUACACAGGAUAGGGAAUAACCUCCUGAUCAGUGUGGGUCUAAGUGCUGGGGUACAUAAACUAAUUAGUAAGCGCAAUUGAUUUGAGGCUGUACUUGUACUUCUGGGGAUCGGUGGGGGACCCAGCAGUCAGACCACCACCGAUCUGCCAAUUAUUCCGUAUUAUACCAUUGAUGUGGGGGGGGGGGGGGGGUGGAUAACUUGCUGAGAUGGGAAAACCUCUUUUUUUUUUUUUUGUUUAAGGAACACCACAUGCAAAACCUCUGGGCAUGCUGGGGUGGUUGUUUCGAAAUACCUGGAGGGGAGGUCCAUAGUUUGGACACCACUAAUGUAAAGCAUUGAUUAUCAUACAGUGAUUCAAAGAUAGUGUUUUUUUUUUUAUAAUAUAGAUAUAAAUGACAGUAGGGUUAUAUUUCUCUUAAAGUAAUUUGAUAAAUACUGAAUUCACUUUAAGUAAUCUCUCUUCUGUAAAAUGCCGGUGUGAUCUAACCUAAUAUUUAUUUAAGAGAUAAAAGUGUGCUUAUAAUAUAUUCUAUUUUUUCUUGAGCAAUAAAACUGUG